AUGAGUGAAAAAAUAAGGCAAAAACAGCUAUUUCAAGUUUACAAACAGAAGUACGUCGGUCUUGGGAAUGAAAAUACAACUAUAGAAGAAUGGCAAAAAAAUAUACAGAGAGACACAUACAAUUCGAUCGUUGGCCAUUCAGGUUUACUGGAAUAUGUUAGUCUGGGGAUGAAAUCGGAAUGUAAAAGAGAUAUGAAAAUUAAUCUAAUCAAGAAGAUGUGUCAGCAAAAACAUAGAACUUUAGACGAGGAAUAA
Molecule: messenger RNA, 255 nt
Organism: Tetrapisispora phaffii CBS 4417
Lineage: Eukaryota; Fungi; Ascomycota; Saccharomycetes; Saccharomycetales; Saccharomycetaceae
Gene: YSF3
Product: U2 snRNP complex subunit YSF3
Exons: 2
Coding region: 1-255 (84 amino acids)
Biological process (GO): mRNA splicing, via spliceosome
Cellular component (GO): precatalytic spliceosome; U2 snRNP
Source: RefSeq, a predicted model, not a curated record